AUGGCUGAACUGGAGAAGGUCCCGGUGGUGGAUAUAGACCCAGACGGCACCUUCAAAUACGUGCUGAUACGAGUCAGCUACACGGAGAAGCUGACCGACUACAGGGACAUCGUGAGGGGAUACGGCUGGGCGGAGUACCACGCUGACAUCUAUGACAGAGUGGCCUCGGAGAUUGAGAAGGACCGUGUGCUGGACUGUGAGUGCCUGGGGGGAGGCCGAAUUUCCCAUUCCAGCGGUAGCAAGAAGAUCCAUAUCUACGGCUACUCUUUGGGUUUUGGUCGGGCCAAACACUCUGUAGCUAUGGAGCUGAUCAAGACUAAAUAUCCAGACUAUGAGGUCACCUGGUCAGACGAAGGAUACUGA
This is a messenger RNA of Staurois parvus, 363 nucleotides long. NCBI's taxonomy places the organism in Eukaryota, Metazoa, Chordata, Amphibia, Anura, Ranidae. The record is from the annotation of a GenBank genome assembly.